Messenger RNA from Stereum hirsutum FP-91666 SS1, 1644 nucleotides. Its product is annotated as cytochrome P450. Gene Ontology annotation, molecular function: heme binding; oxidoreductase activity, acting on paired donors, with incorporation or reduction of molecular oxygen; iron ion binding. The transcript has 12 exons. Bases 1 to 1644 code for a protein of 547 amino acids. The record is from RefSeq and is a predicted model, not a curated record. Lineage: Eukaryota; Fungi; Basidiomycota; Agaricomycetes; Russulales; Stereaceae.
AUGGAGCGUGUAUACGCAACCGUAGCGGCUUCGUUCAUUUUCUUUCAUGUCAUCCGCACCAUCUACCGACGCCUCUUGAGGUUUGGUAUAUCUGACAUCCCUGGCCCAUCAUCUCCAUCGUUUGUCUACGGAAAUCUUCUUCAAAUAUUUCAAGAGCAAGCUGGUACCUAUGAUUUUGCGUGGCAGGAGGAAUUCGGUGGUGUAUUUCGUGUUAGGGGUCCUUUUGGAGAUGACCGACUCAUGAUAUCGGAUCCCGAAACCCUGCAUUACAUGUUCCACACAUCUGGGUACGAUAUAAUCAAGCAACCUGAACGUAAGGAGCUCUCCCGCCUCCUCACCGGGAGGGGUCUCAUUUGGGCGGAAGGCGAUGUACACAAGAGGCAGCGAAAAGUCAUGAAUCCUGCGUUUGGGCCUGCUGAGGCCAAGGCCUUCUUUCCUGUCUUUCUCGAAUACGCAAACCAGUUGGUUGUGAGGUGGCAAGACAUUAUAGCCGAAUCUUCCGAAGGUGGUGCGGUCUUCAAUAUACCAAACUGGCUUGGACGUGCGACGAUGGAUGCUAUAGGCGUUGCGGCAUUCAGUUAUAGGUUCGGGAUGCUGUCUGACGGCGGUAACGAGCUGGCGAAAGCAUACAACAAUAUCCUUCAGGAAACUCAUGGCAGAGCAUCACCAGGCCGAAUUUUAUUUCAGAAUGCUGCACAUCUCAUCCCCCUCCGUGUCAUCGAGUGGAUCACCGACCAUGGAAAAGCAAAACCUAUCACCCGAGCUCGAGAAGUCACUGCUAUGGCCAAUCGAGUAGCAGACGAUCUCCUCGCUCAGCAGUCCGAGGCGGUAUUACAGGGCAGGAGGAGCAGAGAUAUUAUGAGUUUAGUAGGCAAGUCAAAUCUAUCCGAGGAUAAGAAGUCUCGAAUUGAUAAAGACGAGCUCUAUUCACAACUAAGAACAGUGAUGCUUGCAGGAUACGAGACGACAUCUAAUAGCUUGAGUUGGACACUUUACGAAUUAGCGAAACACCCUGAUCUACAGACACGACUUCGUUCUGAGAUAUUGCAUACCCAAGGACGAGUCAGAGCAAGAGGAGACGAAUUCUUUUCCUUAGCUGAUUUCGACGAUAUGCCGCUCACUACUGCUGUCAUCAAGGAGUCUCUCCGGAUGCAUCCCGUCGCACAUCAAAUGUACCGACAGACGUCCAAGGACGACAUUUUCCCCCUCAGCAAGCCUAUCCGGAUGCUAUCCGGCAAAUUAGUCCACGAGAUUUUUGUGCCGAAGGGUACGCGCCUCAUCGCUGCCGUUGCGGCUUACAAUCGAAACAAGGCUGUCUGGGGUGCAGACGCCGAUGUAUUCAACCCUGAAAGGUGGAUUCAAUCUCCGGAUGGCGGACGUGCGUCAGGCGCCGCACCUGUUGGUACCUAUGGCAACCUUAUGACCUUUGGCGGUGGAGUGAGAGCAUGCAUAGGAUGGAGGCUUGCCGUUGCGGAGAUGCAAGCGUUCGUUGUUGAGCUCGUCGGCAGCUUCAAAUUCUCUUUGACGGAAGAAGCGAAGAACAUCAGGAGAGACGUGGCCCUGGUCAUGAUUCCCACCGUCGAGGGCCAGAUUGACAAGGGGAUGCAGCUGCCUCUGAGAGUGACCUUAGCUCUUGAGGAAUGA